UCCCUGUUCGUUAACUUUCUCUGCAGCGUGAAAGGGGCUCGCCAAAAACAGAGCUCAUGUCCAAACGAGUAAGGAAGGUAGCGUUUGCGGACGAGGUGCAGGUGGAAGAUGACAAGAGGCGACGCGAAGAUGGCGCAGAAGAAGGCGAAGAGGAGGCUGCGAGUGGCGGAGACAAGGCCGCGAGAAAGACGCGGUUCAAGCUGAAGCAUUCCCUGGACAGUGACGAGGAGGACGAGAAGGACGAGGUGAAAGACUCUCGCCUGGGAGACGAAGACCUAUCAGCUCAGGAAGACACCACCAUCUGUGUAUACUUCUAAGGCCACGAUACACGGUGCAACUUUGAGGUUUGAUGAUGGAAUUCAGGUGACGCCGUUCAACUUGAAUGAGGAGAUGGAGGAAGGGUAUUUCGAUGCCCAUGGCAACUACUACCUCAAAGACAACGAAGACGUCCAGGACACAUGGCUGGAAGGUGUGGACUGGAACAAGAUUGAAGAGGAGAGGGAGUGGGAGGAGGGGAAGAAGAAGAGAGGGGAGGUGGCAGAGGAAGCAAUGGCCGUGACGGAAGCACAAGUGGACAAGCUACUGGUGUACAAGAGUAUUCUGGAAUUGCUGCAGCCCGGCGAGACCGUCACCAAGGCUGUUCGCAGACUUGGUGGGGGGAAGAGCACGCCGGCCAGUGAGAAAUGGAAGAAGAAGAAGAAGAAAGCUGGCCAGGACCAGAGCAGCACUAAAUCACAGGAGGGUGAAGGUGUGUCUAAAGAGGCAAUGGAGAGACUGACUGGUCUUGCAGAUCAGCUGGUGGCCACUGGAGACUACUCUGUGUAUAGUGACACGUACGAGAAGAUGAAGUACUAUGUCGAGAGAGAAGAAAAGGCAAGAGAGCCGGUGGACAUGUUCUCAGAUGCCCCACCCUCCUCCUCCUCCUCCUCCUCCUCUGUCCCUCCUCCUGGGUCAGGUGGGGGAGGUGUGGACUGUGUGAUGUGGGAGUACAAGUGGGAGAACGUGGAGGAGGCCAAGAUACACGGUCCUUUCACCAGCACACAGAUGUCAGAGUGGGCCGGGAACAAUUAUUUCCCUGAUGGUGUGUGGGUGCGCAAGGCCAACGUCCCAGAUGCAGCGUUCUACUCUUCCAAACGGAUAGACUUUGACCUCUACUCGUAGCCGACCCUACUACAACACUACCUCUGAUUUUUAUCAGCACCUCCUCCUUUUUGUAAAUGAGAAAUAGUUAAAAACACACAAAAUAUUUGAAAAUUAGUGUAGCAACGGUUUUUUGCCUCCAUUUGCCUCCCGAUCUUCCCCUCCUCCCUGGCCUGUGUCUGGAGUGGCGGAGCGUCGACCGACCGAGCUGUACGGUGACGAUUUUCUCGGUGUUAUCCCAGUCGAGGAAUAUUUCGUCUUUGUUGGCGAAGUUGUGUCGGAGUGUGUGUGCGGAUUGCUGUUACCUCCUCCUCCUCCUCCUCCUCCACUCUCCAGUUCGUUGAUGACCUCUGACUCCAAGUCCGUCUCGUCUGUCCCAGCCGGGAAGAGACUACCCUUUGUGAACCACGCCGCAAACACGAGGACGAGAGAAGGGAGGAGCGUUAGGACGCUCUGUAGACCCGAGGUCUGCUGGGACCCCGUGAAGAGGAUCCCGCCAACGAUGAAGGCUAGGAAACCAAAGACUGGGAGGAACGCUGCAAUGGCAAGAACCCUGACGAAAUAGCCCAAGUCGACCUUGAAAGACUUCCACGUGCAGCCACACUUGAACUUGCUGUUUGAAAAGAGGAGGGCUACGUUUAGAACAACGCACACGGCGACCGCCUUGAGGAAGACCACUUUCACGAGUACUUGUGUCGGGUAGAGGUAGAACGCUAUGAUGAUGGCUGCCAGGUAGUAGGAUAGGAAGGUGAGGAAUACUAGGAUGGUCCAUAUGGCCAGUGUCUGGCCCGCGUGCGAUAUCACACAGUAUGAGCAGGCCAACACGAUUGUCCUAUCGAAGCUGAAAAAGUAGCCGACGUGUUUCGAACAGCCCCGAGACGAGAGGAGAGGGACGGGAAAAUCUGACUUUUUCUUGAUGAGAAUAGCCACCAGUAGCUCCAGUGGAAUCAUAAAAGGCAAGGAAUAGGUCACCAGGUUGCUUUGCCUGGAGAGCACGAGCCACGAUGGCCCCACGUUCCACACAAAUGUGAGCACCACAAACGACCAGAAGAUGGGGUAGUUUGGGUUCCUCUUGUGCACAAUGCUCUCGUACACUGCGUCGUAGGUGUAGUUGGUCAUGGCGGACGCUAUGAGGAAGAUGAAGAGGUUGAGAACCACCACCAUGAGGACGAGGGUGUAGCGGCUUGCGUGGAAAAUGUCGGCCUCUCUGUCGCUAUGGUCCCACUCCACUGCAUAGCCCUUUGUCUCGGAGUGUCCCACCAGCGAUCCACCGCGGCCCUGGUUCUUGGCGUACGCCUUGGCCACUGCAGUCAGUGCCUUGAGCGCCUCCUUUAUCACCCCCCCAUUCCUGCAGGAGAUGUUGGCAAUGUCCAGGGCAAACUCCAACUCGUUGUCC
Geodia barretti is the source of this 2536-nucleotide messenger RNA. Lineage: Eukaryota; Metazoa; Porifera; Demospongiae; Tetractinellida; Geodiidae. The record is from the annotation of a GenBank genome assembly.